Molecule: messenger RNA, 2445 nt
Organism: Baudoinia panamericana UAMH 10762
Lineage: Eukaryota; Fungi; Ascomycota; Dothideomycetes; Mycosphaerellales; Teratosphaeriaceae
Exons: 1
Coding region: 218-2359 (713 amino acids)
Biological process (GO): nucleoside diphosphate catabolic process
Cellular component (GO): membrane
Molecular function (GO): nucleoside diphosphate phosphatase activity
Source: RefSeq, a predicted model, not a curated record
CUUUGCUUGGCCCACUACGGCCUCGACCACAUCGCAACAUCUCCAACUAUGCGAUCAAUCCCACUAAUACCACUCUACCCGCGUGUCGUUUUGAAAGCGAGAUCGAUGUUGGGUUCGCCAUAUAGUCCGCUCGCUUGCUAGGUCUUCUCCACCGACGCCUGUAACAGCAUGACGGAAAGGGAACGAUGAGCGUGAGAAACGCUUGUGCGGGCGAGCAAUGGGCAAACAUGCAUACGCAGUCAUACUCGACGCUGGCUCCUCAGGCAGUCGAGUAUACGUCUACCGCUACCUGAAAGCGACAGCCGCACGCGCAGAUGGCUCUCCCACAGACCUUGCACGACUCCCCGAGAUCAAGACGAAGAACAAGUGGAACAAGAAGGUGCACCCAGGCAUAUCAACCUUUGGCACCAAACCGGAGCAGGUUGGUCUGGAACAUCUGAAGGAGCUUGUGGAAUUCGCCGCGGAUAUCGUACCGAAAGAUGAAGUCGAAUCAACCCCCAUCUUCCUCCUCGCGACGGCGGGGAUGCGCUUACUCCCCGACGACCAACGAAUCGCAGUCUUGGAGAACGUAUGCGCCUACUUCCAACAUCAUACCAAAUUCGCGCUCCCCGACUGCGAUCUCCACAUCCAAGUAAUCGCGGGCGAAACGGAAGGCCUGUACGGCUGGAUAGCAGCGAACUACCUCCUCGGCGGCUUCGAUGAGCCGGAGAAGCACGAUCAUGGGAAGGGGCAUCAUACCUACGGUUUCCUGGACAUGGGCGGUGCAUCGGCGCAGAUAGCGUUUGCGCCGAAUGUGACUGAAUCGGAGAAGCAUGCGGAGGAUUUGAAGCUGCUGCGGUUACGGAAGGUGAGCGGCGAGGCGCUCGAGUACCGCGUCUUCGUCACGACGUGGCUAGGUUUUGGCGCGAAUGAGGCGAGACGGCGAUAUGUGCAGAGUCUCGUCGACGCAUAUCCGCAUAGCCAAGAGUUACCCGAUCCGUGUCUACCCGUCGGGCUACUGGUGAACCAAACGGGCGUAGAAAUAGCACCCGGUUCCUCCGACCUAUCGGCGGAAAACCCACACCUCCUCGGCACAGGCUUCUUCCCGGAAUGCUUGAAGGCCACCUACCCCCUCCUCGAAAAAGAGCGCCCCUGCCUCGACGCCCCCUGCCUCCUCAACGGCCAACACACCCCCGCUAUCGACUUCGACGUGAACCACUUCGUCGGCGUAUCAGAGUUCUGGCACACCACCCACGAAGUCUUCGCCAUGGCGCAUAAAGACAAAGCCUACGAUUUCCAGACGUACCAACAACAGGUCACCGCCUUUUGUUCCCGGGAUUGGGAGGAUAUUGUGGCCGAUGUGGUGGCAGGGAAGAAAUGGGGGAAGAAGGUGGAUGAGAAGACGGUGGAGGAGGUGUGUUUCAAGGCGAGUUGGUUGAUUAAUGUAUUGCAUGAGGGGAUUGGGGUGCCGAGGGUGGGGUUGGAGGAGAGCGGGAAGCAGCAGGUCGGCGGGUGGGAGAACAAGACGAAGGCUGUGAUUGAUGGCGCGAAGGACCGAGGGUUUCUGGACCCGUUUCAAGCGGUUGACAAGAUUGACGGGACGGAGGUGAGUUGGACGUUGGGGAAGAUGGUGUUGUAUGCUUCUUCGCAGAUGCCUGCGAGCACCAACACUAGCGUACUGCCGGUGGGGUUUGGCAGUAACGUCCCGGGCGUGAAGGUCCCAUUUGACUUUCAGUACGCGGCUGGCGGCAAGUCAGCGGAGUCUUCAGUUCCACCGACGGAGCUACCCGCCGCGCCAGAAGGAGUAGCCGGCAAGGACUGGCACGACCGUAUCUUCAACGCCGGCUACGCACGUCGCGUACCGGGGAUACUGAUCUUCGGUCUCAUCCUCGUUCUGGCCGUGUACUUGCUCUGCGGCCGCGAUCGGCGGUUGCGAGUCAAUGCCAAGCUACUGUCCCUCGUAGGACGGAAGCCGGGCAAGCGACCACGAGCACGUGGCGGCAAGCUCUUCGGCGGCACGUCACCGCAGUACGAGCGCGUGCUCGAGGCCGCGGAUCCGGACGACUUCGAAUUGAGUGAGGUCGAAUUGACAUCCAGCUCCUCGCAUACCCGUUUGGGUCGCUCAUCCGGCUGGGCGACGCCGGUCAGUCGUGCCAUGUCGCCUGAUACUACGCGCGCUUCUCCCAAGCAUAGGGUUGACGUCGAUUACUUGUCGUCUGGGUCUGUGAUGGCAACGACGGGCGUAAGCGGGCUCGGUGGAAGGGUGGAGAGUAAAGAGCAUCUUGUUGCUCCACGCGGCGAAGGAGCUAGGAGUCGGGCGGGCAGUCCGUCGAGGAGGGGUGGUCCGCUUGUUGGGCCGUUUAAGGAGAACGUUGAUUAGGAUUUGCGCUGUUUUGCUGGAUCGAUUAGCGAGGCGCUGGUGGUGUUCACAUUGUCCGACAGCUUUCGAGGUCUGCUAUUUAGUGU